AUGAGUGUAAGGGAAUAUGCCUUGAGAUUCACUCAACUAUCCAAGUAUAGUCCUUCCAUUGGGGCGGAUCGUAGGGCCAAGAUGAGUAAGUUUGUUUCAGGAGUAUCCGACUUGGUUGUCAAAGAGUGCCGCACUGAUAUGCUUGUUCAUGACAUGGACAUAUCUCGCCUUAUGGUGCAUGCCCAACAAAUUGAGGAAGAAAAGCUCAAGGAGAGAUCUAAGGAGGUAAAAAGGGAUAAAGUGGAUGAUGGAAACUAUUUUCAUGCUAGGUCCGGUGGACGGGGUCGUUCUAGAUUCCAGCAAAGUUCUCCGGGCAAGGUUCUACAAGUGAUCUUCCGAGGCCAAGAAAUGAGAGGGUGUGACAAAAUGGAUCAUAAAAUAAGGGAUUGUCCUUUUGUUGCUAAAAAUGAUGGAGACACUCAUCGUAGGGCUCAACCCUACCCUUCAUCUGGUCCAGGGAGCUCAAGUGGAAAUGCUCCUAAGCAAAACCGUUUCUAUGCUCUCUAA
This is a messenger RNA of Solanum stenotomum, 507 nucleotides long. RefSeq lists its product as uncharacterized. The coding region runs from base 1 to 507 and encodes 168 amino acids. The transcript is spliced from 2 exons. NCBI's taxonomy places the organism in Eukaryota, Viridiplantae, Streptophyta, Magnoliopsida, Solanales, Solanaceae. The record is from RefSeq and is a predicted model, not a curated record.